AUGACCGUGGACGAGGCCGGGCAGCUGGUGAGCUGCAGCAUGGACGACACGGUGCGGUACACCAGCCUCACGCUGCGGGACUAUAGCGGCCAGGGGGUGGUGAAACUGGACGUUCAACCCAAGUGCGUGGCUGUCGGCCCUGGAGGAUACACAGUGGUUGUGUGCAUCGGGCAGAUCGUCCUGCUGAAGGACCAGAGGAAGUGCUUCAGCAUCGACAGCCCCGGCUACGAGCCCGAGGUGGUGGCGGUGCACCCCGGCGGCGACAUGGUGGCUGUCGGAGCCACGGACGGGAACGUCCGCCUGUACUCCAUCCUGGGCACCUCGCUGAAGGACGAGGGCAAGCUGCUGGAGGCCAAGGGGCCCGUGACCGACCUGGCCUACUCCCACGACGGCGCCUUCCUCGCCGUGUGCGACGCCAGCAAGGUGGUCACCGUCUUCAGCGUUGCCGACGGCUACGCGGAGAACAAUGUGUUUUACGGGCACCACGCAAAAAUCGUCUGCCUGGCCUGGUCACCGGACAACGAGCACUUUGCCUCCGGGGGCAUGGACAUGAUGGUGUACGUCUGGACCCUGAGUGACCCCGAGACCAGAGUCAAGAUCCAAGAUGCCCACCGGCUCCACCACGUCAGCAGCCUGGCCUGGCUGGACGAGCACACGCUGGUCACCACCUCCCACGAUGCCUCCGUCAAAGAGUGGACAAUCAGCUACUGA
Molecule: messenger RNA, 711 nt
Organism: Pipistrellus nathusii (Nathusius's pipistrelle)
Lineage: Eukaryota; Metazoa; Chordata; Mammalia; Chiroptera; Vespertilionidae
Source: the annotation of a GenBank genome assembly